Molecule: messenger RNA, 3085 nt
Organism: Saccostrea echinata
Lineage: Eukaryota; Metazoa; Mollusca; Bivalvia; Ostreida; Ostreidae
Product: inter-alpha-trypsin inhibitor heavy chain H4-like
Exons: 15
Coding region: 47-3013 (988 amino acids)
Source: RefSeq, a predicted model, not a curated record
AUAUAAUCGAACUUGUUUUGCAGAACGUCAGUUUUACUCUUGCAAAAUGGGAGUAAUUCAGACAACCGUGGCUUUCGGAAUACUGUUGUUGGGUUUUGCUUCGUCACAGACAACGAAAACACCAGAGAUAUAUUACCUCCAUGUGACGUCAGAAAUCGACUUCCGGUUUGCUAAGACUGUGGUAACCAGUAAAGUUGUCAAUAAGGAACCAGUUGCUAGUGAAGCUGUGUUCGAUCUUACACUUCCAAACGAGGCUUUCAUCACUGCAUUCAAAUUGACAAUAAAUGGCUCAGAAAUUCAUGGAAAAGUAAAAGAAAAAGAGAAGGCCAAACAGGAAUUUGAGGCUGCGAAAGCAAAGGGGCAGAGUGCAGGUCAUAUUGUAGCCAAACCUAGAGAAACAAACAAGUUUCAAAUCCAAGUCAAUGUGGCGGCCCAAGAAAAAGUGACGUUCGAGUUAACAUACCGGGAACUUCUCAGACGAACUAAAGGCCUAUACAACCAUGUUAUUUACAUCAAUCCCGGACGAGUGGUCGACGAUUUGAAAAUCAACGUCCUAAUCAAGGAGUCAAGGAACAUCACAACUAUCAAGAUCCCACCAAUAAGAAGUGAUCUUCUUACAGAAGAUCCUGAAGGUACAAAUGAGCUUGCUGUAGUUGAUCGCAUUAAUUCAACGAAAGUCUUUAUUUCAUACCAGCCGUCCAGAGCUGAGCAAGAGUCUGGGGUCUCUGGCCAGUUUAUUGUCCAGUAUGAUGUGGACAGAAGUGACAAUGCAGGGGAUAUUUUGGUAAUGGAUGGUUAUUUUGUGCAUUUCCUGGCACCCGAAGGAAUUGAACCGAUGCCAAUGGAUAUUGUGUUCGUCCUGGAUAAGAGUGGCUCUAUGAGUGGAACUAAAAUGAGACAGCUUCAAGAAUCCAUGCUGAAGAUCUUAGAUGACGUCAAGGCAGAAGACAGAAUUAUGAUCAUUGCAUUUGACUCUUCUUUGUUGUACUGGAAACCCGAAUUUGUUCAGGCAACAGCUGGAAACAUAACUGAUGCAAAAGAUUAUAUAAGACAAACUGACGCCAGUGGAGGUACCAAUAUAGAUCUUUCAUUAAGGGAAGGAUUGAGAAAUCUAAUCCAAACAACAGGAGAGAACGGUCGGGCACCGGUCUUGGUUUUUCUUACUGACGGAGAGGCCACGGUAGGCGAAACAAACACAGACCGCAUCUUAGAGAAUGUUAAGAAAGCAAAUGAAGCAGAACUACCCAUUUUUAGCCUUGCUUUUGGAAGAGGGGCAGACUUCAACAUUGUUAAAAAAAUCGCGGCAAAAAAUAAUGGAUUUGCAAGAAAAAUCUAUGAAGACGCCGAUGCUGCUCUCCAGAUAGCAGAAUUUUACAAGGAGAUUUCAACCGUUUUAAUGAAGAAUGUCUCAUUCAACUAUGUUGAUGGAACAUUGUAUGACAGUACAGUUACCGACACAAGAUUUAACACUUACUUCAAAGGAUCGGAAAUGGUUGUUGCAGGAAAGGUAAAAGAUUUGAACAAAUUACAAUCAGGUAUGAUUGUUAAUGGGACCGGAAGUGAAAACCAGGAAGUAGUCCUUCGUGUGCCUCCAAUGUGGUGCACCAUUCUACCAUGGCCACUUCCACCAUUUCCAUUUCCGACGCCUUCGCCACCAGUCACUACUAGAAAUCCUGGUAUGAUGGAGAAACUCUGGGCAUAUUUGACCAUAAAACAGCUACUGAAGGAGAAAGAAGCACUUGAUUCUACGACAGAAAUUAAGAAACUAGAGGAUAAAAUUGUACAACUUUCUCUGAAAUAUCAGUUUGUGACACCAUUAACUUCAAUGGUGGUUACUCUGCCGGAUGAGACAAAGGCAAACCCCAGCGAGGUGAAACCAGCAGAAUCAGAGCUUGCAAACUCUGUUCAGCAAGGAAUUGCUAUGACAGGAAGGCUUCGAUUCUCGAAUUUUCAACGUGCAAGAGGCACUGGUCCCCUAGCAUUACAUUCGCCUGUAUCCAAUGCGUUCGAUUUAAUGGCUGCCGCCCCUCCUCCAUUGUUGCAAGGUCUCACGGGUCCAAGCCUCUCAACAUUUCCUCCAAUGACUAUGAUGUUUACCACCACCACCACCACUUUUGUUUCACCUAAAACCACCACCACCUCAACUGCUAUUCCUCCGGUUACCACAGAGACAAGCACUAUUCCUCCCAGUGCUACAGAGACAAGCACUAUUCCUCCAAAUACUACAGAGACAGGCACUCUUCCUCCCAAUACUACAGAGACAGGCACUAUUCCUCCCAAUACUACAGAGACAGGCACUAUUCCUCCCAAUACUAGAAAGACAAGCACUAUUCCUCCCAGUACCACACAGACAAGCACCUUUCCUUCUUUCACCAAAAAGACAACCACUCUUCCCCCUGUUACCAUUGAGACAACCACCACCGGCCCGUCAUCAACCAAAGCAAGGAUACAAGAGAAAUCUCAGGUUCCAUCUUUCGGGAUCGCAAUACCUGGACUAACGAAACCUCUUUGCUUUGAUUUACCGAUGGCGUCUGACUCGAUUUACACUUUAGUUAAAUUAACAUCACCUGGAAGAGAUUAUCGUAUAAGCGGUCGAUUUGGGACAGAGAUGAUCAAUAAUAUCACAGUUAAUGAUGGCAAGGACAUGACCUUUAACGCUAAUCCGGAGGACAUCUCCAAGACACCUGUGUACCAGACAAGUAUAGAUGGCACAACAGUUUCAGUCAGAAACACACCACUUGGAUUCCAGUUCAUAUCAGAAUUCAAUGAAACAAAGACCAAUUUAGAAGGAAUUUUAUCUAUCUUCAAGGACUACAGUGGUAAACUCGUUGCUAUGGUAAUGGAGUCUGGUGAGUUUGUCACAUACUUCGAUUUGAAACAGACAACUGGACACCGUAUUUCUUUGAAAGCAAUAACUAAAGAAUUUGGUGAUGGCAUUUGUUGGUACCUGGACAAUGAGACCAUUAAGAAGUUUUAUACUAAGAUUUCUCAAUUUUUAGUUACAAUACCGUGAAAGUGUAUGUCUCUCUGAUGUAUUUAUCUAAGAAUUGAUUACAUUUAUAUAUAAUAAAACAAACAAACGUUG